AUGAACGAUAUCGCGAAUCAACCCAUCGACAGGGAGGAAGUCGACCCAGGUCAGAGCCCAGUGUGCGACGGCGAGCGCCAGGGGGAGGGCCAGGAGCCUCCGCGAAAGAGGGCGCGCUUGAGCUGUAAUACCUGCAAGGCUCGCAAGACCAAAGUGAAAACUGGUGCAUGUCACUAUUGCAGGUCUUUGAAUCUUCCGUGCGAGGCGAGUAUCAAGAACCGCAAGCGGCCAUUCUAUCGCGUUUCAGGCGAGGUAUAUGACUAUUCUAUCAAGCUUCUCCGCCGCUUCGUAUCGGAAGAGGAGCUCCCCGAGCUUACCGUAGAGAAGAUACAAGACUUUCUCCGAAGGUUGGACGCUGCAGAAAGUAGGGGACCCAACUCCCAAGCCCCAUGCACUGAGGGAGUACAGAGAGACAACCAUGGUCCACUUGAGAAGAUGGACCAGGACGUCACCAACGAGACGAUGGAGGGCGAUGAACAUCCAGUGCUUCAAGAGCGCCUCGGUUGUAUGCUCCUAGACUCCAUGGGCAAAUAUCGCUACGUCGGUGCCAACUCGUCGAUCCGCUGGUUCAACGCAAUUCACACAGCACGAGAGCCACGAGAGACUUCGUCUCGGUCAGACCCAAAAAUCAUUUCCCCACUGAAGUUCGGCCCGCUCCCACCGAGUCCAGACAGUGGUGUGGGCAGUCGCCGGACGGGAUUGUACUUCCCGCCUCGCGAGCACUGGAUGGUCUAUGUCGGCCGGUUUUUUGAACAGGUCUACUGCACCUACUGGUUUUAUUCUGCCGAAGAUUUCUACCCUCGCCUGGAACAAACCAUGGAGGAUGGCGGCGCCUCCGCAAGCGCAUCCUGGUUGUGUUCUAUCUACUCCAUCUUCGCUAUUGGAAGUAUGCGACCCAGUGGCCAAGGGGUUGAGGCCCCGGGCUCCAGGCUUGCGGAUUCCAAGACACCUACGGCCUACCUGGCUCUGGCACGGGAGGUAUCAGCAGGGGCCUGUGAUGAGGCCGACCUAGACAGUGUCAAAGCGUUCGGACUCUUGGGUUUGGCGACGCACGCGACCUGCUACAGUAUUGCGGCCUAUCUCCAUCUCGGAACGGCUGUGAAGAUUGCCUUUUCUCUAGGGCUACACCGAGAUGUCUUCCUCCGCGGGAAAGGGACCGUCGAGCGGGAGGGCAGCCGACGACUGUGGUGGACCAUAUACAUUCUUGACUACGAGAUGGCCAGUCGAUUUGGGUACCCGUGUUCUAUUAUCGACGACGCCGUCUUCAUGAGCACAUCCCCGGCAACAGAGCAGAUUUUGAGCCCAGGGCCGAACACUCCACUGGGGUACCAGGCACUGCUAGUGAGCCUAGUCCGUAUGACGAAGACUAUCGGCCACGAAUGUUUUCUGGAGCCGGCACACAUGGGAGGCAGGCUACCCAUUAGCCGCGUUACCAAAGCACUGGCAUCUCUAAGGCGAUGGCACAACAAGAUCCCCACCCACCUUCAAUGGGACUCGUCCGUCAAUCCCCAGCACCGUCGGGCUGUGCCUCUAUUGCACCUCCGGUUUUGGGCCACCGUCAUCUCCCUGGUUCGCCCCUUUCUACUCUUUACCGUGGCACGGUCAACAGAUAGGACAGUCCCCGCCAAAAAAAUAAUUUACGAACAAAUGAGUGACACGUGCAUUGAGGCUGCCGAGUCCGCGGUGAAAAUCCUGAGGCGUAUGCGCGAGGAACAAACUCUGUCCAGUCUCGUACUGUUCGACAGUCACUUCAUGGGGGAGGUGAUGGGGAUCUUGAUCAUGGCACUACAGAAACGAAGUAAUACAGAACACCAGGGAAUGCUCCAAUUUUGUCUGGAGACCUUCAGAGGCAUGGAGAAGGUUGGUUGGUGCGAGAAGCUCUCUCCUGAGCUGGAAUCCACCGUCCAUGCAAGUGGUGUGCUGCCGCCAGGACCACUGCAGCCACUCCAUCCCAACACAACAGGGUUCUGCUCUCUAAUGUCUAUAUCCAGAAAUUUCGAUGGUUGCCAGUUUGAUGUCUUUGAAACCCUGGAUCUCGAUCCGAGCGCUGGCCUGAUAGAAAUGUUCACCGACGCAUCGUUUUCGGGCUCCCAGUUUUUGUUCGAUAAUCCAGAUCGAGUGUAUCAUGUGUAA
Molecule: messenger RNA, 2133 nt
Organism: Aspergillus candidus
Lineage: Eukaryota; Fungi; Ascomycota; Eurotiomycetes; Eurotiales; Aspergillaceae
Product: fungal specific transcription factor domain-containing protein
Exons: 6
Coding region: 1-2133 (710 amino acids)
Biological process (GO): positive regulation of transcription from RNA polymerase II promoter by galactose; DNA-templated transcription
Cellular component (GO): nucleus
Molecular function (GO): DNA-binding transcription factor activity, RNA polymerase II-specific; RNA polymerase II cis-regulatory region sequence-specific DNA binding; zinc ion binding
Source: RefSeq, a predicted model, not a curated record